AUGUAUCUUUGUAACACCAAACAAAUCACAAAUCCACCCGGCGGAACGGCAGAGAGGAAUCGAUGCAUCGCCGCCUCUCCGUCCCGAAAGGCGACACGCAGCGACAGGGGCUUCCUUCAGACUCUCCGGAAACAAUUCGUGGCCCAGCGGCCCAAUCAUUGUGAGCCCGAAGCAGCACCCACUCGCACCCGGUUCAGUCCCGGGCUUGGAGCCGUAAAUCGCCAAGUUCUACAAGUUGGAAUGCUGUCGUCACGCCUCAUUGGAUCUGCCCUGUUUACGGGCCCCACGUCUUUAUAUAUUCUCACUCCUCUGCCUCGGGUCUGUCUUAUCAGCACUUCCCGGUCAACACCUGCCGCAUACCCCAUACGCUCCGUACGCUCCAUACACUCCGGUUGUCAACCCUGCAGAAAGUGGAUUGCCCACAAGCCCCCAUCGUCAAGCUCGUCCCAGCUCCCGUGUUCCCUGUCGACGCUCAGCCCAAACCUAAGCCAACACGACGGCCGCGAAAAGCACUUAAGAACCAUGAACGACCCCGUUGCCAGAACCGCAUCUCCCUACACUGAUCCAUCCGUCAAAGGCCCUCGCAGCCAUCUUCUUUCUUCUCAACGUCCCUCGACCAAACCAUCCGACAUGCUCGUCAACACAGUAAACAAGACCGGCCUCCAUCCCGGCGGUGUCGUUCCUCACCACGAGCACACCGAGCUCGAGGAGGAGCUCCACGAGAAGGCUCACAUCGACUACAACCGUGUUGCCAUCAUCGCCAACCCAUCAGUGGCCGCCCUCUACGAGGAUGCUUUGGUCUACGAGACCGGCACUGCCAUCACCUCCAGCGGUGCUCUUACCGCCUACUCCGGCAAGAAGACUGGCCGCUCUCCAUCAGACAAGCGUGUCGUCAAGGAGCCAUCUUCCGAGAACGAAAUCUGGUGGGGCCCUGUCAACAAGCCCAUGACUCCUGAGGUCUGGAAGAUCAACCGUGAGCGUGCCAUCGACUACCUCAACACCAGAAAUCGCAUCUACGUCGUUGACGGCUAUGCCGGCUGGGACGAGAAGUACCGCAUCAAGGUCCGCGUUGUCUGCGCCCGCGCCUACCAUGCCCUCUUCAUGCGCAACAUGCUCAUCCGCCCCUCGCGCGAGGAGCUCGAGCACUUCCACCCCGACUACACCAUCUACAAUGCCGGUUCCUUCCCCGCCAACCGCUACACUGAGGGUAUGACCUCGGGCACCUCGGUCGCCAUCAACUUUGCCGAGAAGGAGAUGGUCAUCCUCGGUACCGAGUACGCGGGCGAGAUGAAGAAGGGUGUCUUCACCGUCAUGUUCUACGAGGGCCCCGUCAAGCACAACAUCCUGACCCUCCACUCCUCGGCCAACGAGGGCAAGGACGGCGACGUCACCCUCUUCUUCGGUCUCUCCGGCACCGGCAAGACCACCCUCUCUGCCGACCCCAACCGCGCCCUUAUCGGUGACGACGAGCACGUCUGGUCCGACACCGGUGUCUUCAACAUCGAGGGCGGCUGCUACGCCAAGACGGUCGGUCUGUCGGCCGAGAAGGAGCCGGAUAUCUACAACGCCAUCAAGUACGGCUCCGUCCUCGAGAACGUCAUCUUUGACCCCGAGACCAGGAUCGUCGACUACGACGACGUCACCCUGACCGAGAACACGCGCUGCGCCUACCCGAUCGAGUACAUCAACAACGCCAAGAUCCCCUGCCUGUCCAACAACCACCCCAAGAACAUCAUCCUCCUGACCUGCGACGCCCGCGGCGUCCUCCCGCCCAUCUCCAAGCUCAACUCGGCCCAGACAAUGUUCCACUUCAUUUCCGGUUACACCUCCAAGAUGGCCGGCACCGAAGACGGCAUCCUCGAGCCCCAGGCGACUUUCUCGUCUUGCUUCGCCCAGCCCUUCCUCGCUCUGCAUCCCAUGCGCUACGCAAAGAUGCUCGCGCAAAAGAUCGAGGCCCACGGCGCCAACGCCUGGCUGCUCAACACCGGCUGGGUGGGCGCCGGUUUCUCCCAGGGCGGCAAGCGCUGCCCGCUCAAGUACACGCGCGCCAUCCUCGACGCGAUCCACUCUGGCGAGCUGGCCAAGGUGGAGUAUGAGAACUAUGGUGUUUUCAACCUGCAGGUUCCCAAGACUUGCCCCGGCGUGCCUGACGAGCUGUUGAAUCCUCAGAAUGCCUGGACUGCGGGGGCCGACAGCUUCAAGGCUGAGGUUACCAAGCUUGGUGGGCUUUUCUUGGAGAAUUUCAAAAAGUAUGAGAGCGAGGCUACGGAUGAUGUGAGGGCUGCUGCGCCGGUUGUUUAA
This is a messenger RNA of Podospora pseudopauciseta, 2301 nucleotides long. RefSeq names its product kinase C-like protein (gene PCK1). Gene Ontology annotation, biological process: gluconeogenesis. Gene Ontology annotation, cellular component: cytosol. The record is from RefSeq and is a predicted model, not a curated record. The transcript is spliced from 4 exons. Gene Ontology annotation, molecular function: ATP binding; phosphoenolpyruvate carboxykinase (ATP) activity. Bases 1 to 2301 code for a protein of 766 amino acids. Lineage: Eukaryota; Fungi; Ascomycota; Sordariomycetes; Sordariales; Podosporaceae.